This is a messenger RNA of Cyprinus carpio (common carp), 2028 nucleotides long. RefSeq lists its product as uncharacterized. Gene Ontology annotation, cellular component: membrane. The record is from RefSeq and is a predicted model, not a curated record. NCBI's taxonomy places the organism in Eukaryota, Metazoa, Chordata, Actinopteri, Cypriniformes, Cyprinidae. Gene Ontology annotation, molecular function: G protein-coupled receptor activity. Gene Ontology annotation, biological process: positive regulation of Rho protein signal transduction; phospholipase C-activating G protein-coupled receptor signaling pathway.
CUGAAGUGCCCUAACAGCCUGGUUUGUUGGGGUAAGUUGAAGCUAUGUUCUGCAGUAAAUUCUUCCCCCAGGAGAAGGACUGGACACCCCUGGAUUAGUGAGACAUGCCAAAUGUACAGUGUUGGGGGUACUCUAGGGUUGCUGAAACACUGUUAAUCAUAAAUUUAAAUCAUGCAAUAAAAGAUGACAUUCCUGAUCAAUACUAUUCACAAUGUACAAGUGCAGCUGCCUCACAUAUAGCCAAGCCAACCCUUAUAUAUCCAAGCUGAGGAAACAGGGCGGGCCUCAUGUCAUUCUUGUAUGGACCCCGAUGGUAUUCCCUCUUGACAGGUGUUUCUGCACAGGUGUGUUUUUGUGUAUUCUGUGUACCUGUGUUUGUGCAGGUGUGCCACUACUCUGGGGAUAUGCAACGGGAUAACAGGAUAAUAUCCUCAAGGGAGACUGUUUGUCAUAGCUGAUGUAUUGCCACAAAAUUUGAGAUGAUCUACAAAUUGCCCUUAUGACUGAAUCUGGUCAAAUUAUCUUUACUAAACGGAACUUAUUAACAAUAAAGAAAGUGUUGAAUAAGGGGAGCCAACCUUCCUCCUGGAGGGCUAUACCUUCCUGCAGACUUCAGUUCCUACCCUUCUGCAGCACACCUUCCUGUCAUUUUCAAGUAAUCCUGAACACGUAAUCCUGAUUUGCUUGUUCAGGUGUAUUUGAUUAGGGUUGGAGCUGAACAUUGCAGGACAGCGACCCUCCAAAAGCAGGAUUGGUAACCAUGCAAGGAUCUUUCUAACAAUAAAUCUGAAAUAAAAUUAAAAAACACUUAUCAUUAAUGUCAAGAGGCAUGGCGAAUGUUAAUAUGUUCAGUUAACAUUAUCGUUUGUCUUUUUCGCUUAUUCCAGAAUUUCAUUUGUUGGUUUCAGUUCCUCAGACUUCAUGGAAAGUCAGCUACGCUACGACACAAGUCUCAGCUACAUCCUCAGAAACAACCUGCCAUCCUCUAACCUGACAACCGAUUCAGUCAACACGACACACACCGCCAGUGUGUUUGAGGGGUGCGAACAAAUGGUGAGUGGUAUCAUUUUUGACCUAGCUAUACAAUGCUUCAACGUGGUCAUUGGAAUACCUGCCAACAUCCUGGUCCUCGCAAACCUAAUAAACACCCGGAAUGAACCUUUGACUUCCGACAUCUUCCUGGGCUGCCUCGCUUUCAUGGAUGCCUACUUUGGAUUCAUGACAAUCAUAUCAUCCCUCAAUCUCUUCCACUGGAGGAGCGCUAUGGCUUGGAUGGCUCUGAAGUUCUCAUACGGCGUGAAGGACACCAGUGGGCCGCUCUUCCUCUCCUGCGUCUGUCUGGAUCGCUUUAUAGCUGUUGUCUUUCCCAUUGCAUUCGGACAACUGAAGGACAUCAAAUACAGGAUCAGCCUGACCAUCGUGGUUCUUCUGCUCACUUUUGCUUAUGCUUCAGCCAAAACCAUUGGUGGCAUCCACAACUUUGAGAAAGUUUUCACUGGUGAGGUCUUGUUUGCUUUCACCUGGAUGGUGGUGUGUAACGUGGCCAUCCUCUGGGCCCUGAAACGCUCACGAGGUUCUGGUAAAGAUGAGAUGAAUCCUAUGAAAAGAAAGGCCUUUAAGAUGGUGCUGUCUAUCUUGAUCAUAAUCAUAAGCAACUAUCUCCCUCCAGUGGCUCUGUUCCCCUUUGAAGACCAUUAUCCCCAAAAGGUCUUCACUUGCUAUGUGCAGCCAGUAUGUUAUGCCUUUGUAAACAUCAGCAGCACUGUCCAGCCUUUAACUUACUUAUCCCGCUUAGAGAAAGUACCAUUCUUGCCUGAAUCUUGUGUGGAGAAGUUAAGCUGCAAGGAAAAAGACAAGCCCUCAAAUGAAUGACAUCUCCCUGGAACAGCAUCUGAAAUAUGUUUUUAAAAUUAUUUAACAAACUAAUGUAGUAGUAACUGAAUUUUCAUAGUUAGCAAUAUAUUGUACUGGAGGUUUUAGGCUCUCUUUUAGUUAUGUCUGAUGAACUGUAACACUGAAUUCAUUUUC